This is a messenger RNA of Saprolegnia parasitica CBS 223.65, 3157 nucleotides long. RefSeq lists its product as hypothetical. The coding region runs from base 25 to 3108 and encodes 1027 amino acids. The transcript has a single exon. Lineage: Eukaryota; Oomycota; Saprolegniomycetes; Saprolegniales; Saprolegniaceae. The record is from RefSeq and is a predicted model, not a curated record.
CUGCGCUCAUUUGCAGAUUGGAGCAUGGCGACGGACUCGCGACUGCUGCAAGGGACGCCGAUGCGGUCGGACGGCCACGCCGAGACCGAGUUUGUCCGCCUCGACAAGCCCAUGCGCCACCACGACUCGAACGCAGACGACCCGCGCUACUCGUAUGUCCCGCCCAUGAAGGUCACGGAGCGCAACGCAGCGGCGGGGACCCCGCCGUCGUCGACCGCCAGCGGCGACAGCAACGUCAUCUCGGUGCAUGGCUACAUGCACAAGCAGGGCAAGCGCGCGCUCAAGGGCCCGAUCCACAAGAGCUGGCGCAGGCGCUACUUUGCGCUCGAGAAGGCCAAGAUCUACUACUUCCAGAACGACGGCGACUGCCGCCGGUACUUUCAGACGCGCAACUCGGAGCUCGUGGUCGGCGCGAUUGAGCUCAAGGACGCGCUCCAGCUCCGCCCGUCCGCGCGCUUGGAUCUGCCAACCAAGGGUUUUGAGAUCCAUACGAAGCGCCGCCUCUGGGUGCUUUGCCCCGAGACGGACGAGGAGUACCGCAUGUGGUUCUCGGGCGUCGAGAACAGCAUCGUGCAGAACGGCGCCGGCAACGUCAUCGAGCGCAGCCUUCCGAACGUGCGCAAGUACGUCAUGAAGGGCCUCGCGACAUACCGCUUCCUCUACUUUAUGUUCCUUCUCGCCGGUCUCGUCGAGAUCGCGGGUCUCGUCUUUUGGUUUGUCGUCGGCCUGCAGCCAUGCGACCAAGCGCGACUGACUGUCGACUGCUCGACGAUCUUGAGCCAGACCAUGGACAAGUUGCACUGCGAGUCCAAGCCCUUCAACGGCGUCUUUACGCCGCCCAAGUGGUGGCUCGAGCUCGCCGGCGUCGAGACCGUCGCGUGCUUUGCCUCGCCGUCGAUUCCGCAGUGGGUCUCGUACUUUUGCCUCCUCGUCGCCGAGCUCAUCAGCUUUGUUCUCGGUGCGAUCUACUACCUCGGCAUGUGGAAGCCGGUCCGCCGCGGUGCGCACUACCUCGACGAGUUUGAACCCAAGCUGCCGGACGAACAGUGGCCGCGCGUCGACAUCUUCAUCUGCCACUACUCGGAGCCGGCCGACGAGACCAUCGACACGCUCGCGGCGUGCAUGAACAUCCAGUACCCGCCGCACUUGCUCCAGAUCUACAUCCUCGACGACGGCUACUGCAAGACCAAGUUUACUAAGGGCAACCCGGUGCCCGACAUUGAGCUCAACAAAGGCGUCAUCGAGAAGGCCGGCGACCUCCGCCAAGAGGUGGCGCAGUUCAUGUACGACCGUGUGUGCGACCCGAACGAGGAGCUCGAGGUGUACGCGUGGCGUAAGCUGCACUCGUCGGCCAACCUCCCGUCGGCGUCGCGCCCGCGCGUCGUGCCCCGCAUCGACUGCUCGCUCGGCUCGUUCCGCGACGACUACAAGUACAGCGGCCUCCCGCACGUGACAUUUGUGGGUCGCGUCAAGCCGCCGACGCACUACUCCAAGGCCGGCAACAUCAACAACGCGUGCUACAACGAGGGCGCGAUCGGCCGCUACUGCCUCAUCCUCGACAACGACAUGCAGCCGCACCCCAAGUUUCUGCUGGCGACGCUGCCCUUCUUCUUCGACUCGGAAGAGCGCAUGGGCAAGGUGAAAUACACGUGCUGCACGUCCGGCUGCAACAACAUUGCGCGCAUGUGCUGCGCGUCGUGCAAGAUCGCAAGUGUCCCGGAGGAGCAGAUGAGCUACUGCUCGCAGCAGUGCUUUGAGAACUCGAUGCACACGGCGUCGGCGCUGCACCGCCGCCAGGUCAACGGCACGAUGACGGAGAAGCACAGUAAGGGCGAGAAGACGCUCAAGUGCGUCUCGUGCGGCCACAACGUCGACAAGUACGGCGUCUGCAAGAAGUGCCACUCGGCCGAGACCCUCGAGGACGGGCUCACGGCCAACUCCAACUACUCGGACGAGGUCCGCGACAACGCGGUCGGCUUCGUGCAGACGCCCCAGUACUUUCGCGACUGCGUCCAGUUCCAGAUUGGUGACCCGCUCGGCCAUCGCAACGCGACGUUCUACGACGCGAUCCAAACCGGGCAGGACGGGUACGAGUGCGCAUCGUUCGCCGGCACGAACGCCAUCUUCCGCCGCGAAGCGCUCGACUCGAUCGGCGGCAUUCAGUACGGCUCGCUCACGGAAGACUGCUACACGGGCAUGCAGCUCUGUGGCAUGGGCUGGAAGGGUCUCUACUUCCGCAAGGACUUUGAAGGCGAAAUGUCGGAGCGCAUCCGUCUUGCCGAAGGCCUCGUGCCCGACAACGUCGCGUCGUCCCUCGCACAGCGCAAGCGCUGGGCCAAAGGCAACUUCCAGAUCAUGCUCAUGAACAAGAAGAAGAAUUACUUUGACCCGGACUGGCAGCGCCCCGUGUGCCAAGUGCCCCCGAAGCCCAAGAAGCACGGCUUCAUGCGCACGGUGUUUUACAUCAACUCGACCGUCUACCCGAUCGGGUCGAUCUGCGCCGUGCUCUUCUACUACAUCACGCUCUACUUCCUCUUCACGGGCUACGCACCCAUCUACAUGGCCGGCCUCCGCCUCCUCUACGCGCUCGUGCCCAAGCUCCUCAUCCAAGGUAUGCUCUCGGCCAUGAGCAACCGCACGGUCGAGAACAACGACGUCGUCCGGUCCCAAGAGGCCUGGUUCGCCUACGCCUUCACGCACACAUCGGCAGUCUUCGAGACCUUUUGGUGGAAGCUCACGGGCCGCGAGCCGACGUGGUUUGUGACGGGCAGCUCGUCGCGCGGGUCGACGACCGAGCUCCCGAACGUCAUUAUGUUCUUCGCGCACGUCUUUGGCGUCAUCUGGGCGCUCAUCCGGUUCUUCGCGACGUACAACUCGCUCCAGACGUCCCACGGCGCGUCGCUCCUCGUGGCGUCCAUGAUGAUGGGCAUCUUCAUCGCGUCCAAGCUCGGGCCGAGCGUGCGCAUGUCGAUCCAAGAGUACUUUGGGUGGAGCUACCACAGCCUCAUGGACCAAGGCAACUUUGUCGGCCAGUCCAUGAUCGCGUUCGGUCUCAUGUUCAUCACGCUUUGGGUCUACAUUGAAAAGCCGAGCUCGAACCCGUUCUAAUAAGAUCUGAUGCCUGUCAUGACACUAAAUACACUUUUUUCAAUCUACA